Messenger RNA from Diabrotica balteata, 2020 nucleotides. NCBI's taxonomy places the organism in Eukaryota, Metazoa, Arthropoda, Insecta, Coleoptera, Chrysomelidae. The record is from the annotation of a GenBank genome assembly.
GCAUUUUGUCAUAAAAACGUCACAUUUAAAAAGAUAAAAUAAAGAUGAAUUUUAUGAAACUGGUUAGAAAAACGUUUGGAAGUAAAUCUUAUUUAAAAAUAUGUCGUAGUUAUUCCAGAAAGCCCACUUGUAAGUCCAAAUUUCCGAUAAUCAAUCACCAUUAUGAUGCCAUAGUUGUUGGAGCAGGUGGAGCAGGUCUAAGAGCUGCAGCAGCGUUAGUCCAACAUGGUUUCAAAACAGCUUGUAUUACAAAAAUGUUUCCAACACGGUCACAUACUAUUGCAGCACAAGGAGGGGUGAACGCAGCUUUAAGUCACUUUGAGGAUGAUUGUUGGAAGUGGCACUUUUACGACACCGUCAAAGGCUCUGAUUGGCUCGGAGAUCAAAGUGCUAUCCACUACAUGACGAAAGAUGCUCCUAGAGCUGUCCUAGAGUUAGAAAAUAUCGGAAUGCCGUUUUCAAGAAACAAAGAUGGUCGAAUUUACCAAAGGGCAUUUGGAGGACAGACUUUAAAAUAUGGAGAAGGCGGCCAGGCUCAUAGAACUUGUGCCGCUGCCGACGCUACAGGACACUACAUGCUGCACGCGCUCUACGGGGAAGCAGUAAGGCAGAAUGUUAAAUUUUUUAUAGAAUAUUACGUAUUGGAUCUUCUAGUAAAAGAUGAAAAGUGUUUGGGAGCAUUAGCAUGGAAUUUAGAGGACGGAACCCUGCACAGAUUCUUUUCAAAUAAUACAGUACUGGCCACUGGCGGUUUUGAACGGGCAUAUUUUUCGUGUACUGCCGCACACACCGUAACCGGCGACGGGACAGCAAUGGUGUCUAGGGCUGGCUUCCCAUUACAAGAUUGUGAAUUUAUGCAGUUCCAUCCAACAGGUAUUUACGGUUGUGGUGUUUUGGUUACUGAAGGAGCUAGAGGAGAAGGUGGCUUUUUGCUAAAUAGCAAAGGUGAACGUUUUAUGGAAAAAUACGCGCCAAAAGCUAAAGACCUAGCCUCAAGAGAUGUCGUGUCGCGAUCCAUGGCAAUGGAAAUUAUGCAGGGUAGGGGGUGCGGUCCUGAUGGAGAGUAUAUUCACCUUCAAUUGAGUCAUCUACCAAAAGAGAAAAUUUUACAACAGUUACCAGGAAUAAAACAAACAGCAAUGGAUUUCGCUGGUGUGGACAUAUUAAGGGAACCUAUACCUAUUGUGCCUACAGUACAUUACGCUAUGGGAGGUAUUCCGACCAAUUAUAAAGGACAGGCACUGACUCAAGUGGCUCCCAGUGAAGACAAACUUAUUGAAGGCUUGUACGCUUGCGGAGAAUGCGCUUGUGUAUCUGUACAUGGAGCAAAUAGAUUAGGAGCUAACUCUCUUCUGGAAACUGUUGUAUUUGGUAAAGCUGUUGCGGACGCAAUUUCUGAAACACAUUGUCCUGGCGAUGUAAUAAAUAUUGACGAGAGUCUGGGUCAGAGAUCAUUAGAAAAUUUCGAUAGAACGCGGAAGGCGGAUGGAAAGCAAACAGUGGGAGAGUUGCGGCUGAAACUUCAGAGGACGAUGCAGAAGCACGCGGGCGUCUUUAGAACGCAGGAACUUUUGGAAGAAGGAUGCAAGCGAGUAUCUGAGCUCUAUUGUGAAUUAGACAGUAUCAAGGUAAAAGAUAAAGGAAUGAUAUGGAACACAGAUUUGGUAGAAGCAUUGGAACUUCAGAAUUUAUUCAUAAAUGCCCUACAAGCAAUUUACGCUAUGGAACAAAGAAAGGAAUCCAGAGGUGCUCACGCAAGAGACGAUUUCCCGAAACGGUGUGAUGAAUUCGAUUACACAGCUCCUUUGGAAGGUCAAACGAAAAAAGAUAUUGACGAUCAUUGGCGCAAACAUACAUUGUCGUGGAUGAAUAUUGAAACAGGAGAAAUAUGUUUUACCUUCAGACCUGUAAUUGACGAAACUUUGGAUCCGAAUGAAGUCCAGACUGUUCCUCCCAAACCCAGAGUAUAUUAGUUUUAGCUAAAAUUAAACGUUUCCGAAGGUUUUUAAAUAAAUAUUAU